AUGUCUUUUGAUAAUAUUGAAACAAAUGAAUUCUCUGAAUUCGACUUUCACUUUUGUGACUUCAAUAUUCCAGAUGAUAAUUAUUUACAAGAUCCUUAUGAUUUUAAUGAUCCUAUAAACUUUCAAGAACUUUGCAACUUCUAUAUUGAUUCUCAUGAUCAGCAUUUUCAAGACUCCUACUUUCAUUAUAAUAUUGUACAAAAUUCUUUUGAUUCUUAUACUGAGCUUUUAAAUGUGCCAAUAAAUAACCAGAGGGAUGUGUAUAAUAAAAUGACAAAUUUAUAUAAGGCAGAUGAAAAGGAAUCUCAUAAGGAGGAAUCACGUGAAAAGGAGAGUUUAGAUGAGGCGGCUGAAUCUCAAAAUAAAGAGAUAUUUGACAACAA
Molecule: messenger RNA, 383 nt
Organism: Racocetra fulgida
Lineage: Eukaryota; Fungi; Glomeromycota; Glomeromycetes; Diversisporales; Gigasporaceae
Source: the annotation of a GenBank genome assembly